Messenger RNA from Glycine soja, 1062 nucleotides. Its product is annotated as nuclear transcription factor Y subunit B-6-like. Gene Ontology annotation, biological process: regulation of transcription by RNA polymerase II. Bases 287 to 793 code for a protein of 168 amino acids. The transcript has 2 exons. The record is from RefSeq and is a predicted model, not a curated record. Gene Ontology annotation, molecular function: DNA-binding transcription activator activity, RNA polymerase II-specific; RNA polymerase II cis-regulatory region sequence-specific DNA binding; protein heterodimerization activity. NCBI's taxonomy places the organism in Eukaryota, Viridiplantae, Streptophyta, Magnoliopsida, Fabales, Fabaceae. Gene Ontology annotation, cellular component: CCAAT-binding factor complex.
ACUGCUUCACCCCAUUGGCUAUGUGAUUGAACGCAUGAUAAAUGUUAGUAGCAUCUUCCAUAAAUCCGCUACCAUGCUUCAUCAGUAAACCAACCCACCACAUAGCCGAUUCACUACUCGCACGGCACAUGCACCCUCCUCUAUCUCUCUCUGCAGCAUAAGCACAGCAUCAUAGACCCUUUCUCAAAAAAUAGGGUUCCUCCGUUAGGGCUAGAGGUCACACCAUCUUACACUAUACUAACCCCUAGCCAGCCAGCGAGUUUCAGUUUGAGUGCUUGGGGGUGCAAUGGCGGGAGUGAGGGAACAGGACCAGUACAUGCCGAUAGCGAACGUGAUAAGGAUCAUGCGUCGGAUUCUGCCAGCGCACGCGAAGAUCUCAGACGACGCGAAGGAGACGAUCCAGGAGUGCGUGUCUGAGUACAUCAGUUUCAUCACGGCGGAGGCGAACGAGCGGUGCCAGCGGGAGCAGCGGAAGACGGUGACCGCAGAGGAUGUGUUGUGGGCGAUGGAGAAGCUUGGCUUUGACAACUACGCUCACCCUCUCUCUCUUUACCUUCACCGCUACCGCGAGAGUGAAGGAGAACCUGCUUCUGUCAGACGCGCUUCUUCUGCAAUGGGGAUCAAUAAUAAUAUGGUGCACCCACCUUAUAUUAAUUCUCAUGGCUUUGGAAUGUUUGAUUUUGACCCAUCAUCGCAAGGGUUUUACAGGGACGAUCAUAACGCUGCUUCUGGAUCUGGUGGUUUUGUUGCGCCUUUUGAUCCUUAUGCUAACAUCAAACGUGAUGCCCUGUGAUCAUGUAAGAACAACAACUAGUGCAUGCUGCUUUUUCACUUGGUUAGUUAUAUUCAAGCACAAGCACAUGCAGGUGCAGGUGCAACUAUUUAGCUUCAUCUACAAAUCUUUUUUCCUCUCUUCUUCUCAUGCUUUAAUUAUUUAGAGACAAUACUUGUUAUUCAUUGUUAUGCUCAAUUGCUAGCUUCUAUUCAUCGUCGACUGUCUGUAUUGUUGAUGUUCAUUACAGUAACAGAUAAGAUGGUAAUUGCUUUACUACUUCUAUCCUA